Messenger RNA from Empidonax traillii (willow flycatcher), 10085 nucleotides. RefSeq names its product ATPase sarcoplasmic/endoplasmic reticulum Ca2+ transporting 2 (gene ATP2A2). Lineage: Eukaryota; Metazoa; Chordata; Aves; Passeriformes; Tyrannidae. The transcript has 20 exons. The record is from RefSeq and is a predicted model, not a curated record. Gene Ontology annotation, molecular function: ATP hydrolysis activity; ATP binding; P-type calcium transporter activity. The coding region runs from base 675 to 3803 and encodes 1042 amino acids. Gene Ontology annotation, cellular component: membrane. Gene Ontology annotation, biological process: intracellular calcium ion homeostasis; calcium ion transmembrane transport.
AGCGGAGCCAUCGGCGGGCGCGGGGGAGCCCGAACCGUGACGGCGACUAGCGGCCUGGGCCGGCCGGGGGGAGCAUCGGGCCACUAGAGAAGGGAGGGCGUGAUUCCGAGCCUUCGUGGGCAGCGGGGCGGCUGCGCCUUGUUCUUCCCCACACCACCCCCCCGCGCCUCGCCGUUAUCGCCCUCCCGUUGCCGGGGGUGGCUCGGGGCCGCUGAAGGCGAGCGGAGAGGCCGCUCGGCCACCUGGACGCGGCCCGUCGCCGCAGGGACCCGCCGCGCCCCCGAGACGACAGCGGCUCCGGGGGCCCGCGGCUCCCCCCCGGCCGAAGCCCCUGGUCCCCGCCGGAGAGGCGGCUCGGCUCCCUCGGAGGCGUGUGGGGUGGGAGGGGGUGGGGGCUUUUUUUUUUUUUUUUCUUUUUUCCGGCGGCUUUCCCUUUUUUCUCUGAUUUUUUUUUUCAUUUUUUUUUUUCCUGCCCCUCCUGGCCUCCGCCGUGAGGAGUGAGGUGGGCUCGGGCUGCCCUGUCGCGGGAGAGGGUCUAUGGUGGUAGCACGGGGGUGGUGAGGGCUGAGCAGGGGUCUCGCCGCCGCGCCCGCCGCCGCUGAGGAGGAGGAGGAGGAGGAGAGGGAGGAGGAAGAGGCGAGGCACGGCACCAUUUGCUGCUCCCUGCCCCGGCCAUGGAGAACGCGCACACAAAGACUGUGGAGGAAGUUUUGGCUUAUUUCGGCGUCAACGAGAGCACCGGGCUCAGCCUCGAGCAAGUCAAGAAGCUGAAGGAGAAAUGGGGCUCCAACGAGUUGCCAGCUGAGGAAGGAAAAACCUUACUCGAGCUUGUGAUCGAGCAAUUUGAAGACUUACUAGUUAGAAUUUUGUUGCUGGCUGCUUGCAUAUCUUUUGUCCUGGCCUGGUUUGAAGAAGGUGAAGAAACAAUCACAGCCUUCGUAGAGCCUUUUGUAAUCUUACUUAUUUUAGUAGCCAAUGCCAUUGUGGGAGUGUGGCAGGAAAGAAAUGCUGAAAAUGCUAUUGAAGCUCUUAAGGAGUAUGAACCAGAAAUGGGCAAAGUGUACCGACAGGACCGGAAAAGUGUGCAGAGGAUUAAAGCCAGAGACAUUGUCCCAGGGGAUAUUGUGGAAGUGGCAGUUGGAGACAAGGUUCCUGCUGAUAUAAGAAUUACUUCCAUCAAGUCUACAACUCUAAGGGUAGACCAGUCAAUUCUCACAGGUGAAUCUGUGUCUGUUAUUAAGCACACUGACCCUGUGCCUGAUCCUCGUGCUGUGAACCAAGACAAGAAGAACAUGCUCUUUUCUGGUACAAACAUCGCUGCUGGCAAGGCCAUGGGAGUGGUUAUUGCGACAGGAGUGAACACCGAAAUUGGGAAAAUCCGUGAUGAGAUGGUGGCUACUGAGCAGGAGAGAACCCCCCUGCAGCAGAAGCUGGAUGAGUUUGGGGAGCAGCUGUCCAAAGUCAUCUCCCUCAUCUGCAUCGCCGUGUGGAUAAUAAACAUCGGCCACUUCAACGACCCCGUGCACGGCGGCUCUUGGAUCCGAGGGGCCAUCUAUUACUUCAAAAUCGCCGUCGCUCUUGCCGUGGCUGCUAUUCCCGAGGGUCUCCCUGCUGUCAUCACCACCUGCCUGGCCCUGGGAACUCGCAGGAUGGCCAAGAAGAAUGCCAUUGUCAGGAGUCUGCCUUCUGUGGAAACCUUGGGCUGCACCUCCGUCAUUUGUUCUGACAAGACUGGUACUCUGACCACGAACCAGAUGUCAGUGUGCAGGAUGUUUAUCCUGGACAGAGUGGAAGGAGACAGCUGUUCCCUGAACGAAUUUACUGUCACUGGUUCAACAUAUGCUCCCAUGGGAGAAGUGCACAAAGAUGACAAACUCAUUAAAUGUAGUCAGUAUGACGGACUUGUGGAACUUGCAACGAUCUGUGCACUCUGCAAUGAUUCCUCUUUGGAUUACAAUGAGGCUAAGGGAGUUUAUGAGAAGGUUGGUGAAGCCACAGAAACAGCGCUUACCUGCCUGGUGGAGAAGAUGAAUGUGUUUGACACAGACCUGAAAGGACUUUCCAGAAUCGAACGUGCCAACGCGUGUAACUCGGUGAUAAAACAACUCAUGAAGAAGGAAUUCACUCUGGAAUUCUCAAGAGACAGAAAGUCCAUGUCUGUCUACUGCACGCCCAACAAACCGAGCCGCACGUCCAUGAGCAAGAUGUUUGUGAAGGGUGCUCCUGAAGGUGUGAUUGACAGGUGUACACAUGUCCGUGUUGGAAAUGCUAAAAUACCAUUAACCCCUGGAAUUAAGCAGAAGAUCAUGUCUGUCAUUAGGGAAUGGGGGACUGGUAGAGAUACAUUGCGUUGCUUGGCUCUGGCAACCCACGACAAUCCUCCCAAGAAAGAGGAGAUGAAUCUGGAGGACUCCUCAAAUUUCAUUAACUAUGAGACCAACUUGACCUUUGUGGGCUGUGUGGGAAUGUUGGAUCCCCCGAGGAUUGAAGUAGCUUCAUCCAUCAAGCUGUGCAGACAGGCUGGCAUCAGGGUCAUCAUGAUCACCGGGGACAACAAGGGCACGGCCGUGGCCAUUUGCCGCCGCAUCGGGAUCUUCGUGGAGGACGAGGACGUUUCCACCAAGGCCUUCACAGGCCGGGAGUUUGAUGAGCUCUCCCUCGCUGCCCAGAGGGACGCCUGUCACCACGCCCGCUGCUUUGCUCGGGUGGAGCCUUCCCACAAAUCCAAGAUCGUGGAGUUCCUUCAGUCUUUCGAUGAGAUCACAGCCAUGACUGGUGAUGGUGUCAAUGAUGCCCCUGCACUGAAGAAGGCAGAAAUUGGAAUUGCUAUGGGUUCUGGCACUGCAGUGGCUAAAACUGCCUCUGAAAUGGUUUUAGCAGAUGACAAUUUCUCCACGAUCGUCGCUGCUGUGGAAGAAGGACGUGCCAUUUAUAACAACAUGAAACAGUUCAUCCGGUACCUGAUCUCCUCCAACGUUGGGGAGGUUGUUUGCAUCUUCUUGACUGCUGCCCUGGGUUUUCCUGAAGCUCUGAUCCCUGUCCAGCUGCUGUGGGUAAACCUUGUGACUGAUGGUCUCCCUGCCACCGCUCUGGGCUUUAACCCUCCCGACCUGGACAUCAUGAACAAGCCCCCCCGCAACCCCAAAGAGCCCCUGAUCAGUGGGUGGCUCUUCUUCCGUUACCUGGCUAUUGGAUGCUAUGUUGGUGCUGCCACAGUGGGUGCUGCUGCUUGGUGGUUUAUUGCUGCUGAUGGUGGUCCAAGAGUUUCCUUUUACCAACUGAGCCAUUUUCUGCAGUGCAAAGAGGACAAUCCGGAUUUCUUCGGGGUGGACUGCGUGGUUUUCGAGUCCCCGUAUCCGAUGACAAUGGCUCUGUCUGUGCUCGUCACCAUAGAGAUGUGCAAUGCUCUCAACAGCCUGUCAGAAAACCAGUCCCUGAUGAGGAUGCCCCCGUGGGAGAACAUCUGGCUGGUGGGAGCCAUUUGCUUGUCCAUGUCCCUCCACUUCCUUAUCCUUUAUGUGGAACCACUGCCAAUUAUCUUCCAGAUCACGCCGUUGAAUGUGACUCAGUGGCUGAUGGUGUUGAAAAUCUCCCUCCCUGUCAUUCUGCUGGAUGAAACACUUAAAUAUGUGGCCCGUAACUACCUGGAACCUGGUAAAGAUAGUGUGAGGCCUGCCACCAAACCCUGUGCUCUGUCAGCAUGCACCGAAGGAGUUUCCUGGCCGUUUGUGUUCAUUACUAUGCCCUUGGUUAUCUGGCUUUACAGCACAGACACUAACUUUAGUGAUAUGUUCUGGUCUUGACUGACACGGUGACGAGUUUUACAUUCAAAGGAGAAAAAAAAAAAAAAAAGAGUUUAACUUAAUUUUUUUAUUGUUUAGAGCAACUGUCUAUUUCUGCUGAAUUUUCACAUGAACAUAUUUGCCGGUGAUGGAGGUUUCAUAAUCUAGAUUUUUUGGUUGUUUUUUUUUUUCUUUUUUCUUUUUCUGACUUCAGUGGGGGCAAUAUAUUCCUCUUUUAUACACAGUUAAAGUGUCCAUUGACAUGUACAGAGAACUAACACUAUUUUAUGCAAAUAUUUUUUUGUAGAUGAAAAGCAUGUACAGUGUUCUGUUCAAUAGUCUUAUUCAUCAUGUAAAAAAAAAAAAAAAAAAAAAAAGAGAAGUAAAUUUGUUUUGAGCCAGCGGACACUAUCAGACUAAAUUGGCAGCAGAUUUUAGGGAAUGAAUGUGUGUUGUCUAAAACUAAAAAAGCAUGUAACUGUUUGUCUUCUGCAUGAUCAUCCAAACUUAAUUUGUCAUGAAGUCAGGUUUGAUUCACGAGCAGAACUUUCUGCACUGGGUAGAGGGUCCUGCUCCCUCCGUCAGGAUUCCUUCUCGGUUCCCCUCUUCCCUCACUCUUGGUUCUUGACUGGCCUUGUUUACACCAGUUUCUGUAUGAGGUAAUGCCUAAUCUUGCUCGUGCAGAAAAUGCCAUUCCAGGUGCAGCCUGCUGGGGUUCUUCCAUACUCUCGACACACAUAGGGUUGUUUGUUUUUUUGUUUUUUUGUUUUUUUUAAGAUUAUUUAUUUUGUCUAUUGUAUUUUAUUGUAACAAGACCUUAUUUUGCCAGUGUUGCCCGUUUUGCAGGGACAGGGAGGGCUACUUCUGUCUCCUUUAAAGCCUUUUUAACAAACACAAUCUCUAUGAAUUCAAAAGAGGGUUUAACUUGGGGUUUAAUACUUUAUUUACACAUCAGAGCCUUUCUUUUUCUUUCUCUUUUUUUUGGUUUUUUUGUUUGUUUGUUUCCCCCCUUUAAGAUCAACAUUUGCAAUGAGACCUGGAAAAAUUACUUGCACUGCAUAGGUAGAAAUUAGAUUUCCUACACUUAGGGCACUAAUGCUCAGUUGUAUCCAUGGGGUUACUCUGCUGGCCUGUUGUAAGCCUGACUUGAAGUAACAAGCUCGUGUGUGUUUUUUGUAAAAUCUGUAAAUAGCACAUGACCAAAUUGAACAUAUUGUAUAGAACUAUUUUUAUUUUGAUGUGGCACUAACCACCUUCAUUAUUACGGUAAAUGUUAAAGCAUGUUUUCAAAUUCAGUCCUGUAUCAACAAUGUGUAAGUCAUUAACAGUCCUAACUGUGGUGUUUUUCUCCAAUGCCUUCCAACUUUCAUCGACUAAAGUGAGUAUUUCUCUUCCAUUUCACCCUGCCAGUGGUGACUUGCUGUAAAAUAGCAUUAUGAUGUAUACAUGUUGAAGAAUAAAUAGUAAUUUCCUUCAUUCCCAUGCUGUGUUUUGUCAAACUCUGCUGUGCUACAUUAUUAUCACCACUUUAGACUCUUGUUUUGUGGUCUGAAGCUCAAAUUACCGAUUCCAAAGGCAAAGCACUUGCUUUUGGUUUAGUGUAUUUUAGGGUCUUGUUUUAUAGCACCCGGGAGCCUUUGUGCCCCAAGGUCUUUACAGCUUUUGGUCUUAAGUUACAGAUUUGUCUAAUUUUAUCUCAAACUUAAGACCCUGACAGCUGUGAACGUGAAUGUUUAGUGUCCAAAACUCUCUGGUACUCGUGGUCAGGUACUGGUUUACUCCAAAGCUUUUCCCUGCUCUGAAGUAGGGGCUCCCACUCUCCCCUCAUCCCUGGUACCUGCAGUGCUGCUCCUGGCUAAAGCAGCUCAUUAUUUGUGCAGUGGCCACCUGAGAAGGCAAAAAAACCCCAGUCUCGGCUUAGCAGGGCAGUCUCUGAAACCUGUCCUGGGGUCGUUGCCUGUAGAGCAGCAGGUGCUGUGUUAUCUUGUGCUGGCUCAGUCUGAGGAACCAAAUUCGGGCAGCUUUGAGAUCCCUCCUGGAGGACCGGGACAGUUGCAGGCUGUUCCUGUUGGUGCCAGCUGGAAUCCAGCGAGCACACAUCAUUCUCUUGGUUUAAGCUCUCAAAUAGAGACUCUCCCCUCAGAACACUCAGGCUCCAUCAGAAAUUCCACUGCAUCGCGAGUGCUCUGUUUACAGAGGCUUUGGCUUGUCUGGAGUCGAUGCUGGGGUGGCUCAGAGGAGCUGACCUGAUGAUGUAGUAGGCGUGUUGCUGAACUGUGAGCAUUUGAAAUCCCCCUGAAUGCCCUUUUUUAGCGUGGAAGAGCCAAACUAAGGUUUUGCAUUCCACAAAACCACUGGCCUGCAGUGACCAUUUGCUGUAUCGAUAACAAAAGAGCAGCGUGAGGCGUGACCCUGUGUCUUGAAAUGGAAAAAUAAUAGUUCGUGUGAUUUCAGGAUUCCUUGAGAUCAGAAUAUGUCCCAGUAUGUUACUUGUUGGAAACAGAUGCUAGCAAGUUAGUUCUUGUGUGCUCCCAACAUCAAUAUAUUCCAGGGCAGGAAUGCCACUGAAUCCUUGAGCACUGGUUAUUCUUGAACCUCCAGAGCACCAUGUUGAUGGCCUUUCUAAAGCCACCAUGAGUGAUCCUGCUUCUUGUACAAUCCUGUUCUUGUCUUUUAUGCUAAAUGAUCCCACUAUUCAUCCCCUUUUUCCUUCUCUAAGAAGAUGAAGGGAAAAUGACUGUUGAUAAGUAGAAUUCAGUCUUCAGCACCUGUCUGUGUUGAAAAUGAAUCUUGCUGCUUUUGUCCUGGAUUUCCAUAGACAUCUGAGAGCUUGCUCAUGUCUUGGAGGCACUUGGGAUAGGGCCUUGUGUUCCUCCAGUUUGCCCUAGAAGGCUGGAUGAGUGGUGGGUAAAUGGAGAAGGAUCCAUCCCUACAGGCUCUGGAGCUUACAGGAACAGUCAGCUCGUAAAGGUGCUCCUACAGAGCCCAAGCAAUCUUCAUCUACUCUGGUUUUCUUUUGUUUUCUCCCAGUCUUGUCCAGAUUUCCCUGCAGAAAUGGAACAAUAGAGUUCCCCAUGAUCAGCAGGUGCAGGUCUAGGGCUCGGUGGCAGCUGUGCUGUGCUUUAGGACUUCUGUUUUCCAGGUGCUGUAAAUCCCAGCCUUGUCUGGCCUGGAUCGGCCAAAUAUUAAGACCCACCAUGAGCUUCCUCCUGGGCAGCUCAUCCUGCCUUGGAAUCACAACCUUGUGUUCCUGGAGGGAGUGCUGUGGGUCUGGGCUCCACCCUGGGAGCUGAGCAGGCAGUGGGAGUUGCAGUAGGAGAGGAAAAGGCUGCUCUUCUGAUGGCUCUUCUGCUGCAGAAAGGACAGAACUGCAGUGCAAGGUUUGGACUCACUGCAGGAAAUGUGUUAACUCAAAUGUUUACCUUAGUUGUAUAGAUCCUGUCAUCCUUCAGCCUCAGCCCUUUCAUCUGCAGAAGCCAGGAAGGGAGGACCUUUCAGAACAGGCUGACUUGCAACAUCUUGAAAUUCUCAUUUCAUUUCUUUGGUCCUAAAUAUUUCCUCUUCAGCCUCCCCAGGUUGAAAUAGGGUAACUGGGGGUAGCAAUAGGUAACUCCUAUUUUCCUGUGUUCCUGAGAACACACAAACAGCAGCAGAAAUAGCUCAAACUUCCCCAGGCUUGAUCUCCCACUCCAUUCCUAGAAAUUAACUUCAUAUUUUUUUUUGUUUCUCUUUGCUCUCAUCUCACCAAGCUUUGUCAUCUCUGCUGUUUUCUGGAUUCCUUGGUGCCCUCACACGUCGCUGCUUAUUUUCUAGUGUGAGAGGGAUGUGUAAGACCAGGAUCAAUCGUGUGAUUGAUGCUGCCUUAUGCUGGGAACACCAGGAAGGAUAUUGGCUUGUGCUGGGAACCCAGUGGGGUUUGGAAUGAGAGCAGCUCCUCCUGAAUCCAGGGUUCUGUAGCAAGGAGGAUGCUCAGGCAGCUGCAGCCCAACAUUGGAUAUUUAGACAGGAGCUUUUGUCUUUGCAGUGCCUUGGGCUCCCUCUGCUUUCACGUAACGAAUCCAAAGUGCUGUCCAUGAGCUACACACCGAGCUGCUCCUUCUUGCUGCCAUCCAAGCAAUAAAAAUAGUUCAUACUUGGUUUCCCAAAACGUUGCUGCAAAUAAAUGAGGAUGAAAGAGGCUGCAGAAAAACAUACCCCAGUCUGUCCAAGUGCCCCAGGGCUCGUGUUUGCAGGGAGGCUGGCUGGGAGGUUAAUGGUACGAAAAUGAGAUUUUAAUCUGCUGAUAGAAUGCAGUACAGCAGUUCUGUUCAGAGAACACAGCUCCUGCCCACAGUUCCUGGUAAACAGCCUAAAGAGGGUUCAAUUUGCUGAGAUGAAGGGAGGUAAAACCGAUACAGAGUCGUCUGUCUCUUGCACCUGUCUUGUUUUACUUUUUUGCACUUCUAACCAUUAACUGUUUCCCUAAUCUCUGCUAAUUACAUCCUUAAUUGCAUUAAUAUGCAUUUUCAAAUCUUAGCAGGAGAGCCCAAAUUUUACAGUGUUGAAGCGGUGUUUGGAAGAGCUUCCCUGGAGUUGUAGGGCCCCAGAGCACCCCAGGCUCUCCCAGACACAGGGCUGACCUCGCUCUGUGGUGUGGGGGUGAAGGACAGCGGGAGCUGCAGGGCCUUGUACUCUCCCCUCGGCCUACACGUUAAUCUGUGUAGUGUGAUGACUUCUUCAAAGCUUUCCUACUGCUUCCCAGAACAAGCUGCCUGGAAAAGGGACAUUGUUAGGUCACUUUGGGGACCAAACUUGGAAUAAUGCCUCGAUUGGAGAAAAACACCCUUAAAAUCUUCAGCUCCACCUGUGUAGGGUGAAACUUGAAAGUCAAAAUUCCAGCUCAGCGAGACUUGUCUGGUGCCACUGAUCAGGCAGAGAAAGGCCAAAGUUAAUUAAAUGACUUAAUUAUUUUUCACUGCAGUCCUUGGUAGGAAGUGCUGGCUCUGCUGGUGAUCAAGGGAGCUCUGCUCAGAGGAGCUGAGCUUCAAUCCAGAGGGUCUGGGCUUUAAGGACAAAGUAACCUGAGAGUGUCCCUUCAGCGACAGAGCAGCCAGUUACCAAACUUAACAUUCUUUCUUCUGUCACUGUUGAUCUUAGUCUUGCUUGUAUAAUGAUAACUGAGCAUUCAUCCUUUCAUUAACUGAUGCCUUUUCUUUCUUUCCUUUUCAGCAAUACUGGAGUAAUCGCUUCCUAAACAAUUUUGCAGAAAUGUAAGGUUGUUUUGUUGCGUGCAUGUGUUUUUAGCAACACAUCUACCAAAACUUCUGCAUGUAUCGUGUAAAGAUUCUUUGCUUUCCCUAAAAACAAAAACCUCAUUGUGUUCUCUGUGGAAGAAAUGUGUGGUACCAUUAGGACUCCAUGAUACAGAUGUACAAACGUGCAAUGUAGAUUUUCUCGAGGCGGAACUCUCUCCAGAGAAGGUUGGUUUCUGUGCUGCAUGGAGAAGAGUUGGGUUUUCCUUGAACCAGAAUCACGGAGCUGUCAGCCAAUCUCCCAUGUUUCCUGUAUGUAAAAUGCCGGUUUAUAUACAAUGUACAAUAUCAGAUAAUGCAUGCCUUGGGUUUGUAGAUGGAUCUCUCUGUAUUGUAUCAUCCAAACAUCCGACUCCAACAGCUUCUGUACAAUGCUCUCCUAUUUAUAAAUCCAUGGAAACGAUUACAGAUGAAUGUUAAACCGUUAAGCCUCCACUUCAUAACUUUGGAUUUUUUUUAUCAUCUGUGCAAAUCAACCUCUUUUGCACUGUAAUGUAACUUAUUUAAAUCUAAGGCAGUAAGACAGAUGUUGGUGCAAUACAAAAUAUCGUGAUGCAUUUAUCUAAAAAAGCAACGACGACGUAGCCAGUUCCCACAGCUGCAUGUGUGACCUUUAGAAGUUGUAAAUAAGAUCAAUUGUCUAUUGACAUGCUGACAGUAAAAGGAGCAUCACACCUUUAGUUUCAUUUGUAUCAGGUAAAUAAAUUUAUUCUCCAAUACAUACUCGGCGUGGUAUUUGAUGCACUUUGUUUCCUGCAGGUCCGUGCUCUUAUUUUAAAUGCCAGGAUGCCACUUUUUAGCACCACCACAAUCUUCCCUCCUAGAACUAUGCAGAUGCAGCUGCUCCUCGGCAGUAUUGACCUCCUCGCUGGUGUGAUUUCCUCUGUCCAGGGGCUUGUGUGUGUGUUUAAGGGACACUGUCAAGUACUUUGAUCACUCAGUUUUUUUAAAAUGCUCCAUUGUUUGUAAAAUCCCUCUGAGAAACGUAAAAUAAACAAUUCUUUCCCAACUA